UGAAGAGGGUAUGAACUUUUCAAAAAAUCAGUGGCUGCUAGUGAUCUUCCUGCUUUGAGAAUGACAAAGCAAUCAACUUGUCUUGUUAUUUAUCCUCUUUGGCUGAUUGAAACACCCCCCUUGCAUAUCCUGACUCCCUUUGUAAGAUUGCACAAGUUGGGUCCAUAAUUUUAGGUACACCGGACCAAAUGCCUAACGCUAAUAUUUGACGCCAAUCCUCUCUCUCUCUCUCUCUCUCUCUCUAUAUAUAUAUAUAUAUACACACACUUGAUAGAUUCAGAGUAGAAUUCAAGUUGGAAUAGAUGUACUCCCUUAUUUCUUUCUAAAAGAUUAAGAAUUCAAGUUUCUUAAGUAUGAUACAACUGAGACCCAAAAGGAUAAAAAGAAACUGUUGAUCUUUUCUCUUCCCCCCCAAUAUCCUAUAAAAACUACCCUAGAAGGGGUUCUCUGAUUUUUCGGCAAGACUAUUAAUAGCAAGUAGCUAAUACCCAUGUCCACACUUCCCAGCAGUGCUGACUACUUCGCCUUAGCCAGCAGAAAUGGCAAAUCAAACCGUGAUUCCUUCUCCAACUUCUUUGAAUGCUGGCUUGUUGAACAGAACCAGUAUCUACAAGAACUCAUUUCUGCAUCCAAAGACCAUGAAAGCGCCGAACCUAAUGCUUCACUCUCUUUUGCUUCUGGGGAUGUGGAUGAGAGGAUUCUGCAACCACUCAUCAACCGAAUCAAACAGCAUUACGAGCGUUACUAUGAAGCGAAAUCAUGGUGGGCAAAACACGAUGUGUUAGCCAUGUUUUCACCCUCAUGGAGAAGCUCCCUUGAGGAUGCUUUCAUUUGGAUUGGUGGCUGGCGACCUUCCACGGCUUUUCACUUGCUCUACUCAAACUCUGGGUUACGAAUGGAGUCCUGGUUGGAUGAGUUCUUUCGUGGAUUGAGGAUGGACGAUUUGGGGAGUCUUUCCGCAACUCAGCUUGAACAGGUUGAUGAGUUGCAAAGAAGAAUUAUCAGACAGGAAAGAGAGUUAACUGAGAAGAUGGCGAAGCAUCAACAGACAGUAGCAGAUGCAUCAAUGGUUGAAUUAUCCCACCUUGUAACUGAGUCGAUGAGAAAUGAUGAGUCAACUCAGGAAAGCAGUAGACUGGAGGAGCGAGUUGAGUCCACUUUGGAGUCUAAAGAGGAAGGCUUGCAACAGAUACUCCAUAAAGCUGAUGAUCUACGCCUUAGAACACUUAAAUCCGUACUUGGUAUUUUGAGUCCAAUUCAGGCAGUUCAGUUCUUGAUUGCUGCUGCUGAGUUACACCUGAGGCUUCAUGAUUGGGGAAAGGCAAGAGAUGCUAGGCAUCAUCAUGAACCUGAGAGGACCAACUCGCCACAUUAAUGAAUCUGAAAAUUCUUGCUUACAAAAAGUUGUUUGUUUGUUCUUCUUCAGAUAUGGUAGGAUCUGUUUAGGUAGGCAAGUCUUGAAUGCUUAAUCAAAAACCUUUUAAUAUUAUAUUUAGAUAAUUCCCAGAUAGAUUCUCUUUGUCAGCUAUGAUGAAUUGUAGCAUGUAAUUCUAUCUGGGUCUUUUGCAGAGUUAAUUUUUCCUAGGAAUUUCUUUGAAUACCAUGAUCAUAGACAAGAUACAGAAAUUACUUGUUUCCAACUUCUCAAAUUCACAGCUUGUAAGAAGACUUAAAAGUAAAUAACAUACAGAAAUAUUUAGAAUAUAUGUUAGUCAACAUAUGGGUAAGG
Messenger RNA from Carica papaya (papaya), 1729 nucleotides. Its product is annotated as protein DOG1-like 3. Gene Ontology annotation, molecular function: sequence-specific DNA binding. Lineage: Eukaryota; Viridiplantae; Streptophyta; Magnoliopsida; Brassicales; Caricaceae. Gene Ontology annotation, biological process: DNA-templated transcription. The record is from RefSeq and is a predicted model, not a curated record.